Messenger RNA from Serpula lacrymans var. lacrymans S7.9, 1412 nucleotides. RefSeq lists its product as uncharacterized. Gene Ontology annotation, cellular component: peroxisomal membrane. Gene Ontology annotation, biological process: peroxisome organization. The record is from RefSeq and is a predicted model, not a curated record. The transcript is spliced from 7 exons. Lineage: Eukaryota; Fungi; Basidiomycota; Agaricomycetes; Boletales; Serpulaceae. The coding region runs from base 7 to 1128 and encodes 373 amino acids.
GAUUCGAUGCAAUUCACAUCCAUAAGCAACUUGAAGGUAAUCCGUUCGAUAUCACUGACUAUGGCUAAGUACGAAUCGAUUUUACUCGAUCAUGUUUCCAAGUUCCAUACUCUGGAGUCUUCUCUGAGGUCAUUGACAUGGCUUUUACCCGGAAAGUUCAAGGAUGCUGAGUUAGCCUCUGAAGUUUUGUCCGCUUCACUGAAUGUAAUGGGCAUGUAUCAAGACAUUCUCUUGGAAAAUAUAGUUCCGAGUAAUGCAAGCAGGAAAUCAAUACCUCGGGUGCCAGCUCAUACUCGUUACACUCAAACUUGGUUAGCUAGUGACAGUGUGUACAAGUGGGUUGCAAGGAUUGUGGAGUUUAUCAGAUUCGUACAGUUGGUCAUCGAGAUGGGUUUGCAGAGGAAAGCUUCUAUACAAACCAAGUGGCGAGGCAUAGUCAUGUUGGAAAUCCUCAAAGCUAUUCUCCGGGUUAUUCUGCUCAAAGUCACCUGCAGGCCCCUGUUAUCUUCACUGCUUCCGCAGCGUCCUAUCGACCUAUCUCAGCCUCCUGCAUUGACUGUCUUGCCUCCUCUAGGACUGCCCGAGUCAUCUCGUACAGCGAUACCCGACCACCUCAAGAAUAAUCACAUUUCUACCCCAGUUCACAUUCUUUUAGCUCCUCAGUCCUCUACAAGCGAGGACCCACCUGUCGACAAUUUUCUCCUUUCCAAAGUUCUAGCUACUUCGCACAUCACACCAUCUCUAUCUCUUGUACGACCUUUUGUGUCACUUCAGGAUUUUAUGGCAGAAAGCAUUUUCAUUCUUCGUCCACUCGUAUAUGCUUGCCUAUUGUCGUCCCGGCGCAGUAAAUAUGCUAUCGCGACUUCUCUUGGUAUGGAAAUGGUAUCUCGAUGUCUUCGACGCACCCCCCCUCCCUCUGCAUUGCUUGAGCGCGCAGAAUACGCCCAUAGGGAUCGAGAUAUGUUAUGGUACCUGCUACGUGGAUCUAUAUGGGAAAGUUACACGCGGCCAAAACUGGAAUAUUUUGCCGAAAAGACAACGACUGCCCCUUUAUUGAGCUUACUCGGUGCAUUAGUGAACGACUGGAUUCCUUUAAUUGAUGAGUAUUACUAUUAUACUGGCCCCUGAUUUCUAGUACUGAACUUGGCCCAAUGUGGUUAGACUGUAUGGAACUAUAUCGCAUCGUUCCAGCUGCUACAUCAUCGUGACCGUGCCUAAGUCACACUUACUAUACUAUUACGCCAAUAGACGAAAUAUGACACGGUUUUACCGAAUAACUCACCAAAUAUAAAACAACAUCCCUUUAAAUUCCGAUCGAACGCCCAAUCCCAGUCAAAAACGACAAAAUUGCCAUAAUUUCGUACCAUUUGUACCAUUUAUAUCCAUAGAAAACGAAUUAAAAACCAAUUUCC